CUAUCUCGUCCGCUGUUGCUGUGCUCUGCCGGCACCUGUUCUUCUUCUUCUCGGCCAAUUCCCUGUCAUGGUCGACUGCCUCUCGACCUUUUGAUCUACACAAUGGCGGGUUUACAGACUCGUUCGACCAUGUCCCUUCCGUUCUCCCUCUCUGCGGCUUUUCGCAACCUUUCCCUCACGACCUCCAAACGUUCCUUCUCCACGACAUUGGCGGCACAGAAGACGAAACAAUUGCCGGAUUACAUCCCUCCUUACCCCUACGGCCCGAACUAUGUCUUCAAGCAAUCCAACUCCGGUCUCUACGGAGGCGCGAUGAUCCAAUUCGGAAACAAGAUCUCACAAGGCCGCAACGAGGGCAAGACCCGCCGAUUCUGGAAGCCCAACGUUCGUCGGAAGAAGCUCUACAGCGAAGCACUCGAAAAGGAUCUUUUCAUCAAGGUCACGCGCAAGGCGCUGCGCACGAUCCGGAAGGCCGGUGGCCUCGACAACUACCUUCUGAGCGACCGCCCGGGCCGCAUCAGGGAGAUGGGUAUCUUUGGAUGGGAGUUGCGGUGGCAGAUCAUGCAGACCCCGAAGAUUCAAGAGAGAUUCCGGGAGGAGCGGAAAAAGCUUGGUAUGCCCGAACCUCCUACGUUCGAGGAAUGGGUGAAGCAGAAGGAGGACGAGAUCAAGGCGCAGGUGGAGGCGGAGACGAAUAUCAAGGAGAUCACGAAGCCAACGUACAACGAGAAACAAUACUAGAGACCUACAGGGCAAGUCUCUAGCAAAGUCGAUUUGGGACGGUCAAUUUCGGUUGAUUAUCUGGUGACCAACGGAUGGGCGUCUGUUGUAUUAUUAUUUCUAUGGUCAUGGUCGACAGCGUCUGCAUACCGCUUUCAUACUAUAUCUCGGAUGGUGAAAAAGACGACUGUACAGCUGCUAUUUAGGUCUUGCAUGGACUGCUUGGCUUUGCGUGAUUCGCUCUUCAGUGUAUUUAUAUGUUACCAAUGCGAUUUGGAUUAAUUGACCUGGUGUGCACAUGGCGUUGAAGGGACUAAUGCAGACAUACUACUUGCAGAUUAGCCCUCGACGUGGUAAAGUU
Aspergillus neoniger CBS 115656 is the source of this 1081-nucleotide messenger RNA. RefSeq names its product mitochondrial 54S ribosomal protein bL28m. The record is from RefSeq and is a predicted model, not a curated record. Bases 103 to 741 code for a protein of 212 amino acids. Gene Ontology annotation, molecular function: structural constituent of ribosome. NCBI's taxonomy places the organism in Eukaryota, Fungi, Ascomycota, Eurotiomycetes, Eurotiales, Aspergillaceae. The transcript has a single exon. Gene Ontology annotation, cellular component: mitochondrial large ribosomal subunit.